GCGGGAAGCGGCGGGGGAUGCGGUGCGAGCUGCGGGGCGCGGGGCGGGCGGUGCCGCUGCCGGACGGGCGGGCGGUGCUGCUGGGCCGGGGGCCGCUCAGCGGCGUCACCGACCGCAAGUGCUCCAGGCGACAGGUGGAGAUCGUGGCCAACUAUGCUGAGGGGACGGCGACAGUCACACAGCUUGGGGUGAACCCCACUUCUGUGGGGGGUGCUCCGCUGGGCCGGGGGGGGCGCUGCACGUUACGCCCCGGGCAGACGCUCUGCUUGGUGAAUGGGCUCUACCCGCACCGGCUCCACUUUGAGGGGUCCCCCCGUACCCUCAAACGGCCCCGCAGCCCUUCCCCAGAGCCCCCCCAAAUCCAGGGGGGCUCCCCCAAACCGCAGAGCCCCCCCCCCGGCGACGCCUGGCACCGGCACGGCUCCCUCCUCAUCUUCACUCCCCCCGGGGUCCCCAACAGCGCUCAGAUCGCAGGGUUUGACCUCGAUGGGACCCUCAUCACCACCAAAUCGGGGAAGGUCUUCCCCACUGCUCCCGACGACUGGCGAGUUCUGUACCCCGAAGUCCCGCGGGCGCUGAAGCGGCUGCAGAGCGACGGCUACAAGCUCGUGGUGUUCACGAAUCAGUUGGGGAUCUCGCGCGGGCGCCUCCGCGUUGACGCCUUUCAGGCUAAGGUGGAGGCGGUGACGCAGCGCCUGGGGGUUCCCCUGCAGGUGCUGGUGGCCACGGGGCCGGGGAUCCAUCGGAAACCGGUGCUGGGCAUGUGGGACCAUCUCUGCGAGCAGUUGAAUGGAGACGUCCCCGUGUCGGUGUCCGACAGCUUCUAUGUGGGGGAUGCCGCCGGGCGCCCCCCAAACUGGGCCCCCGGGCGCAAGAAGAAGGAUUUCUCCUGCAGUGACCGCUUGUUUGCGCUCAACGCGGGGCUGCGGUUUCGGACGCCGGAGGAAUUCUUCCUGGGUUGGGACCCCGCGCCCUUCACCCUCCCGACCUUUGACCCCCGCUCUCUGGACGCGGCGGCGCCGUCGUGGGACCCCUCCGAGAGCCUCCUCGGCGCCGGCCCUGAGGUGGUGGUGGCCGUCGGCUUCCCCGGAGCCGGCAAAUCCACCUUCCUGCAGACGCACUUCGUUCCCGCCGGUUACGCCUACGUCAACCGGGACACUCUGGGCUCGUGGCAGCGCUGUGUGAGCGCCUGCGAGGCCGCGUUGGCCGCCGGCCGCCCCGUGGUCGUCGAUAACACCAACCCCGACGUGGAGUCGCGGAAGAGGUUUGUGGCGUGCGCCGCUGCGGCCGCCGUCCCGUGUCGCUGCCUCCUCUUCACCGCCGACCUGGAGCUGGCGCGGCACAACUGCAGAUUCCGGGAGAUGACGGAGAGCGAUCACAUCCCCAUCACCGACGUCGUCCUCCACGGAUACCGGAGCCGUUUCGUCGCCCCCUCUCUCGCUGAGGGCUUUUCCUCCAUUCUGCGCAUUCGCUUCGUUCCGCGUUUCGGGGAUCCCUCCCGGCAGCGCCUCUUCCUGCAGUUCAGCGCCGGAUGAGCCCCCCCGGAACCCCCCCGAACCCCAAUAAAGGCACUACAACCCCC
Molecule: messenger RNA, 1582 nt
Organism: Cuculus canorus (common cuckoo)
Lineage: Eukaryota; Metazoa; Chordata; Aves; Cuculiformes; Cuculidae
Gene: PNKP
Product: polynucleotide kinase 3'-phosphatase
Exons: 16
Coding region: 18-1535 (505 amino acids)
Biological process (GO): DNA repair
Cellular component (GO): nucleus
Molecular function (GO): protein binding; double-stranded DNA binding; ATP-dependent polydeoxyribonucleotide 5'-hydroxyl-kinase activity
Source: RefSeq, a predicted model, not a curated record